Elephantulus edwardii (Cape elephant shrew) is the source of this 1350-nucleotide messenger RNA. It is a transcript of the gene IRF4, whose product is annotated as interferon regulatory factor 4. Gene Ontology annotation, molecular function: RNA polymerase II cis-regulatory region sequence-specific DNA binding; DNA-binding transcription factor activity, RNA polymerase II-specific; protein binding. Lineage: Eukaryota; Metazoa; Chordata; Mammalia; Macroscelidea; Macroscelididae. The record is from RefSeq and is a predicted model, not a curated record. The coding region runs from base 1 to 1350 and encodes 449 amino acids. Gene Ontology annotation, cellular component: nucleus. Gene Ontology annotation, biological process: immune system process; regulation of transcription by RNA polymerase II. The transcript has 8 exons.
AUGAACCUGGAGGGCGGCGGCCGCGGGGAGUUCGGCAUGAGUUCCGUGAGCUGUGGCAACGGGAAACUCCGCCAGUGGCUAAUCGACCAGAUCGACAGCGGCAAGUACCCGGGCCUCGUGUGGGAGAACGAGGACAAGAGCAUCUUCCGCAUCCCCUGGAAGCACGCGGGCAAGCAGGACUACAACCGCGAAGAAGAUGCGGCGCUCUUCAAGGCUUGGGCACUGUUUAAAGGAAAGUUCAGAGAAGGCAUUGAUAAACCAGACCCUCCCACCUGGAAGACACGCUUGCGAUGUGCUUUGAACAAGAGUAAUGAUUUUGAGGAAUUGGUUGAGAGGAGCCAGCUGGAUAUCUCAGAUCCAUACAAAGUGUACAGGAUUGUUCCUGAGGGAGCCAAAAAAGGAGCAAAGCAGCUCACCCUGGAGGACCCCCAGAUGGCCAUGAGCCACCCGUAUACCAUGGCGACUCCUUACCCUUCACUGCCUUCUCAGGUCCAUAACUACAUGAUGCCGCCCCAUGACCGAAGCUGGAGAGACUAUGUUCCCGAGCAGCCACACCCAGAAAUCCCCUACCAGUGCCCUGUCACUUUUGGGCCCCGAAGCCAUCACUGGCAGGGCCCCACUUGUGAAAAUGGUUGCCAGGUAACAGGAACCUUUUAUGCUUGUGCCCCACCUGAGUCCCAGGCCCCUGGAAUCCCGAUAGAGCCAAGCAUAAGGUCUGCUGAAGCCUUGGCGCUCUCAGAUUGCCGACUUCACAUCUGCUUGUACUACCGGGAGAUGUUGGUGAAGGAGUUGACCACUACAAGCCCUGAAGGCUGCAGAAUCUCGCAUGGGCAUCCUUUUGACGUCAGCAACAUGGACCAGGUUCUCUUCCCCUACCCGGAGGACAGUGGCCAAAGAAAAAAUAUUGAGAAAUUGCUGAGUCACCUGGAGAGGGGUGUGGUCCUCUGGAUGGCCCCUGAUGGGCUCUAUGCCAAGAGACUGUGCCAGAGCAGGAUCUACUGGGAUGGGCCCCUGGCCCUGUGCAGUGACCGACCCAACAAGCUGGAGAGAGACCAGACCUGCAAGCUUUUCGAUACACAGCAGUUCUUGUCAGAACUUCAGGCAUUUGCGCAUCACGGCCGCUCCCUACCACGGUUCCAGGUGACCCUGUGCUUCGGAGAGGAGUUCCCAGACCCACAGAGGCAGAGGAAGCUCAUCACUGCCCACGUUGAGCCUCUAUUCGCCAGACAGCUGUUCUAUUUCGCUCAACAAAACAGUGGACAUUUCCUGAGAGGCUAUGACUUACCUGAACACAUCAGCAGCCCAGAAGACUAUCACAGGUCCAUACGCCACUCUUCCAUUCAAGAAUGA